Molecule: messenger RNA, 1791 nt
Organism: Auanema sp. JU1783
Lineage: Eukaryota; Metazoa; Nematoda; Chromadorea; Rhabditida; Rhabditidae
Source: the annotation of a GenBank genome assembly
AUGUCUUUUAAAAGGAAACAGUUGGAACUACAAAGAUGCUGUAGACAACGAUCAGUUAGAUAUAUAACAAUAUUUGUAUUGUUGUCUGUAGCACUCUUUGGAUUUAGUAGGUUGCAUGAUCAGGAUCCUAACGUAACCGAUUAUGAAAAGUAUAAACCAAGAGAAAGUCCUUGGAAUUCGCAAGAUUUAGCCGGAGGUGUUGACCCUGGAGCUGUGUAUACUAACGGAAAGUCUGGAAACUAUGAACCCAUAUCCCCUGAAAUUCCAUCGGAUCAACCAGGUGAAAACGGCGAGCCUGUGCAAAUUACGGAUGAAGAAGGAAGGAAACUUUCUAUUGCUGCUGUUAACUCAUUCGGUUUCAAUACUUAUGUUAGUGAUAUGAUUUCCAUGAAUAGAACAAUUCCUGACAUAAGAAUGAAUGAAUGUAAAUAUUGGGACUAUCCAGAAGAACUUCCAACUGUAUCUGUGGUAAUUGUGUUCCAUAACGAAGGAUGGACUCCUCUUUUGAGAACUGUCCAUUCAGUUCUCCUCAGAAGUCCUCCACAUCUUAUUAAAGAGGUCGUGAUGGUCGAUGAUGAUUCUAAUAAAGAACAUUUGAAACAGAAACUAGAAAAGUAUAUAGCACAGUUCAACGGAAAAGUGAAGCUUUUCCGAACUGGUGAACGUGUAGGUCUUAUCAAUGCUAGAACUUUUGGAGCCAAGCAUUCAACUGGAGAUGUUCUCAUAUUUUUGGAUGCUCAUUGUGAGGUGAAUACCAAUUGGUUAGCCCCUCUUCUAUCACCAAUCAAGAAUAAUAGACGAGUUAUGACUGUUCCUGUAAUUGAUGGAAUUGACUCUGACACUUGGGCAUAUAGAAGUGUUUAUGGAAGUGCCAGCAAACAUUUCAGUGGUAUUUUCGAAUGGGGAUUACUGUAUAAAGAGACAGAAAUCAGUGCGAGAGAGAAAGAUGGUCGUCCUUAUGACAGUAUGCCAUUCAGAUCUCCAACUCAUGCUGGUGGACUUUUUGCAAUUGAUAGAGCAUGGUUUGAGGAGUUAGGAUACUAUGAUGAUGGUUUGCAAAUCUGGGGAGGAGAGCAGUAUGAACUCAGUUUCAAGAUUUGGCAAUGUGGAGGAGGAAUAUUGUUCGUCCCUUGCUCGCAUGUCGGUCAUGUAUAUCGUUCUCAUAUGCCAUACAACUUCGGAAAACUCUCGGGAAAACCCGUUAUUUCCACUAACAUGAUGCGUGUUAUUAAAACUUGGAUGGGUGAUUACGAAAAGUACUAUUUCAUUCGUGAACCUCAAGCUCAGAAAGUAGAUCCAGGAGAUAUUUCGAAGCAAUUAGCUUUGAAAGAAAAUCUUCAAUGCAAAGAUUUCAAAUGGUAUAUGGAUAAUGUAGCGUAUGAUGUAUUGAAGAGUUACCCAUUACUUCCCGAUAACAAAGUCUGGGGAGAAGCGCGUAACCCACAUACUGGCUACUGCCUUGAUCGAAUGGGUGGUAUUCCUGGUCCUUUGGGCGCUACUGGAUGUCAUGGUUAUGGCGGCAACCAGCUCCUCCGUUUGAACAUGGAUGGUCAAUUGUCUCAAGGAGAGUGGUGUCUAUCUCCUCAUAGUGGUGGAGUUCAAGCCAACCAUUGUCAGAAAGGAUCUGUCAGUGGCCCAUGGAUGUACGACGAUAACACUUCGCAAAUAAUGACUAAAGCAAGGCAAUGUUUGACCAUCAAGCCACGUACUCACGAUAUCAAGCUGGAGCGCUGUGAUGCAGAGAGUCUAUUCCAGAAGUUCAUAUGGAAGGAGUUCUACCAAGCAAGUUAA